AUGGAGCGUAUAGCACAGCAAUACCGUAGUGGCAAAAGAGACAGCAACGGCAAUAGGAUGGCCUCUUCUGUUAUAUCGGAUAAGAGCCACAUUCAAAUCGAACAAGCUAGAAUGCGUGGUCAAAUGCCUGUGUAUAAAGGUGAAACUAUAAACUUGUCUAAUUUUCCACAAAACCCCAUCAAAUCAUGCAAAGAUUUGGACGAUGAUAACAUACGGCGAAACAACAAGAAUAGCCAUUCUAAAGUGCUACUGCUGGAUCUAUCCGCCGGUCCUAGCUCUACCACAUUUAUAGAUAAUACAAACGCUAGGGAUAUUACUGUUUUGCCGCUGCCACUACCUAGCACCUUGGUGAAAAGGUCAAAUUACCCAUUCGAGAGCUUGCUGAAGAAUUAUCUUGGUUCUGAGGAAAAGUAUAUCGAGUUCACUGAGAUCAUCAAAGCUUAUGACGUUUUCAUUUUCAACGAUUCGUUCAGCAAAUUUUCGAGCUGUUUAAAAACAACAUUUUGUCUCAUCGAGAAGUUUAAAAAUUUUGUCUACCAUUUGUUUCCAUCACCAUACCUUAAAUUCUUCCUUUUUGAGGGUUCUUUGAAUGAUUGUAAGGAAUCCUCCCUAGGUAAAAAUAAGAAAAACUGUAUCAUGCCAAAAUUAGAUUUAAACUUAAACGUAAACUUAACUUCAAAUUCUGCUUUAAAUCUGAGAAUAAAUAUACCUCCACCUGGUGAUUCAAAUAAAAUAUUUCUACAGUCUUUGAAAAAGGACCUUAUUCACUAUUCGCCAAAUUCUCUGCAAAAGUUUUUUCACUUCAACAUACCCUCCGAUCUAGUACCUAACGAUUCGAUUCUACCUAACUGGUUAAAACUCUACUCAGUAAAAGAAAACGAAAAGGCAAUUCUGAAGAAACUUUUUGACAACUUUGAGGUUCUAGAGAAAUUUGAAAUGGAAAGGUUGGAGAGAUGUUUGAAAUUCAAGAGGAUGCCCUCUUUGCAUCAAAAGCAACAAUCACAACAACAAAAGGUAUCACAAUCUGUAGAUAACUCGAAAUUAUAUUCUUUAACUAGUUUGCAAAGACAAUAUAAAAGCACUGCGAAAGGUAACGCGCAAAACAAUCAAAAUCUAAAGUUAAUCAUACCCAAAAUCAAUACAUCGUCAUCGUCAUCAUCCUUAUCCUCUGAUGACACUAUAAUGACGCCAAUAAAUGAUUACGAACUUACAGAGGGAAUCCAAUCUUUCACCAAAAAUAGAUACUCUAAUAUUUUACCUUAUGAACAUUCAAGGGUAAAAUUACCUCACUCUCCCAAACCUCUACUAGCUUCUGACAUACCUAAAGCCGAAACAAAAAUAGAUAAAACCUAUCCAAAAUGUUCCAUGGAUGUAAAAAACCAUUCCUGCAUAUCAAACGAUUAUAUUAACGCAAAUUAUUUGAAACUGUCACAAAUAAACCCUGACUUCAAAUACAUUGCUACUCAAGCGCCGCUUCCUUCCACGAUGGAUGAUUUUUGGAAAGUUAUCACCCUAAACAAAGUUAAAAUAAUAGUAUCACUAAAUUCUGAUGACGAAUUGAAUUUAAAAAAAUGGGAUAUUUAUUGGAAUAAUUCAUCGUGUUCCAACCACACUAUCAAGCUGCAAAACUCCUGGGAUAAUAUUUGCGAUAUCGAUGGAUGUGUUCUCAGAGUUUUCCAAGUCACAAAAUUAGCUUCCAAGAAUAAUAAUUUCAAGCAGGAUGACUGCAACACUCGUACUGGCGACAUUAUUUCCAAUACUAUAACAACCUCGGAGCCAUUUAUUGUUUACCAGUUACAAUACAAAAAAUGGCUGGAUUCAUGUGGUGUAGAUAUCAACGACAUUCUCAAACUACACAAAGUCAAAAAUUCUUUACUUUUUAAUCCACAAAAAUUCAUCAAAAGCCUUGAAAGAGACAUUUGCAGACCUGAUUUAAUAGAUGAUAAAAGUACUGAUACAUGUCUUGAUACAAUAAACUCAUCACCAUUAUUAGUUCAUUGUUCUGCAGGGUGCGGAAGAACUGGCGUUUUCGUCACAUUAGAUUUUUUACUAAGUGUCCUUUCAUCUACUACCAAUUGUUCAAACAAAAUUGAUGUUUGGAAUAUGUCUCAAGAUCUUAUUUUCAUCAUUGUGAAUGAAUUAAGAAAACAAAGGAUUUCAAUGGUACAGAAUCUAACCCAAUAUAUUGCUUGUUACGAGGCAUUGCUGAAUUAUUUUGCAUUGCGAAAGCAAAUUAAAAAUGAGUUAUUAUUUUAA
Molecule: messenger RNA, 2256 nt
Organism: Saccharomyces mikatae IFO 1815
Lineage: Eukaryota; Fungi; Ascomycota; Saccharomycetes; Saccharomycetales; Saccharomycetaceae
Gene: PTP2
Product: tyrosine protein phosphatase PTP2
Exons: 1
Coding region: 1-2256 (751 amino acids)
Biological process (GO): protein dephosphorylation
Molecular function (GO): protein tyrosine phosphatase activity
Source: RefSeq, a predicted model, not a curated record